Messenger RNA from Cimex lectularius (bed bug), 1577 nucleotides. RefSeq names its product proteasomal ubiquitin receptor ADRM1 (gene Rpn13). The transcript has 8 exons. Lineage: Eukaryota; Metazoa; Arthropoda; Insecta; Hemiptera; Cimicidae. Gene Ontology annotation, molecular function: proteasome binding; ubiquitin binding; endopeptidase activator activity. The record is from RefSeq and is a predicted model, not a curated record. The coding region runs from base 244 to 1419 and encodes 391 amino acids. Gene Ontology annotation, cellular component: cytoplasm; nucleus; proteasome regulatory particle, lid subcomplex. Gene Ontology annotation, biological process: ubiquitin-dependent protein catabolic process.
UUGUGAUCACUUCCUCCUGUAAACGGCAGAAAUUUCAUAAUGGUCGUUCUUUAAUUGUAACUAGAGAAAUUUCCCGAAUCAUUCACCACGCCGUUUCUGUCUCGUCAUUCUGCACAAGGAGGCAGUGUUCAUUCUCCUGCGAGCCGCAACGUUCGCAGAACCUUCGUCGGAACUGUUCAGCGUUCUCUCGGGUCAUUCUCGACUGUUAACGUUUUCAUUUCAUCAGCAGGUCCUCAGUGAACGAUGCCGGGUGGUACGGCGCUUUUCGGCAGUUCCGCCGCGAGGGGGCAGAACAAGAACCUGGUCGAGUUCAAAGCCGGCAAGAUGACGAUGCAGGGCAAGACGGUCCACCCGGACAAGAGGAAGGGACUCGUCUACGUCUAUCAGUCCGAUGACUCCCUCAUGCACUUUUGCUGGAAAGACAGGACUACCGGUGUCGUUGAAGACGACUUGAUUAUCUUUCCUGAAGACGUUGAGUUCAAAAAGGUUCCUCAGUGCACUACUGGAAGAGUUUACAUUCUUAAAUUUAAAUCAAGAAAGCUUUUUUUCUGGGUUCAGGAACCCAAGACUGACAAAGAUGAUGAAAAUUGCCACAAGGUGAAUGAGGUUCUCAACAACCCUCCUUCUUUGGCUUCUCAGAGGAGUGGUGGAGGUACACCAGAUAGCGACUUACAGAAUUUGUUGAGUAACAUGUCGCAACAACAGCUGAUGCAGUUUUUCGGCGGUGUCGGCCAGAUUGGAGGCCUUUCAAGCCUUUUGGGGACGAUUCAAAGUGCGCGCACAGGUGGCACAACGACUACCACUAACACGAGUGCGGCUGUCAGCCCGCCGUCUACUGGUACGGCAGCUCCUGCAGUGUCUUCAGUAUCGACACCAAAAACCCCGACAACACCAGUUAACAACACUAAACCAGCAACACCUCAAGCACCAUCAAAACCUCCGCCUAAAUCCACUGCUGGUGAAUCUUCAAAUCCAAUUCAGCUUAGUCAGCUUCAGAACUAUUUAUCUGGCUUGGUUGGGCAGCAGCAAGGAGUCGACUUGUCCACCAGCUUAAAUCAAGAGAGCCUCCAGGCUGUUUUGAAUAAUCCCGAAUUGGUUCGGGAGCUGCAAAGGCACCUCCCGUCCGUCGCAACCGAUGAAAACAGCCAAGAUCAGCUGCGCAAUACACUGGCGUCACCUCAGUUUCAACAGGCGUUGUCAAUGUUCAGCACUGCACUUCAGUCUGGACAGCUCGGCCCCGUUGUCUCCCAGUUCGGUGUGGGUUCCGACGCCGUUAGUGCCGCAAACCAGGGUAAUAUGGAGGAAUUCGUAAGGGCCUUGCAAGCAGCCACCAUCUCUUGCCAAGAAAGCUCGGACAAGGACAAAAAGGAAAAAAAAGAGCCAAAGAAAGAAGACGAUGAUGAAAUGAAUUUAGAUUAAUUAUUUUUAUUAAAGGAAAAGCAAAUAUUUUUAUUUCUUUUUAUAACCUUGGGUGGUACUCGAUGCUAGUGCCACAAAGCUUUAUGUAUCAAAUUUCUGCAAGCGAGGCUAUUAAUGGUUUCCACUUUGUAACACAAUAUUAAAUGGAAAAUUAUGUA